Leptopilina heterotoma is the source of this 3983-nucleotide messenger RNA. RefSeq lists its product as uncharacterized. Bases 1043 to 2758 code for a protein of 571 amino acids. The transcript has 9 exons. The record is from RefSeq and is a predicted model, not a curated record. NCBI's taxonomy places the organism in Eukaryota, Metazoa, Arthropoda, Insecta, Hymenoptera, Figitidae.
UCGUCGUGUCUAAGGAGUGUUCGGUUUCUGUGUUUCAUUUUCGCCGCGCAACUUCUUUUUUUUCUUGAAAGAAAAGGAAAAAAAAAAUUCAAAAAAAAGUUUUAAAUAAUUAAAAAUUUUUUUAUUAAUUUACAAAAUUUUGAAUGUUAUUUAAAUUCAAGAAAAAUGUGAAAUUUUGUUUUGACAAUUUACGUUUUUAAACGGUGGUAAUAGUAUAUAGAAUUAUUUUAAAGGUUCUGAUGCAUAUUAUAACCACGUGAUUAUAAUGAAAUAAUGGAAGAGACUAUAAAAUCCAAGUACUAUAAAAUCCAGGAAAUUAUUUUAUUUUAGUUUUAAUUUAGAGUGGCUUUUUUUUUUAUUAAAAACCGCAUGGUGAAUUUUGUGAUUUGCUGCAAAAUAAAUAUUUUUUCAAAGGAUAUUUUACUCUGAUGAAAAAGUGAAUUCCAGUGCAAUUCCAGUGCAAUAAAGGAAGAAACGCAUUAUUGCAAUGAAGAGGAGUGCGAUUACGUGCUUAGAUCAACCGAGAUCUAAGAACCAAGUGGUUUUCCUAACGCUGUAACAUCAAUGAGAGCCUGGGGGAAAGUGAGUAUAAAGGAAAUUGUGAAAGAGGAAAAUCCAACGAGAAAAGGACACCGAAACGGAACGAAGAGCUUCCUUGGGAUUUUCCAAGUAAUUUUAUACUUGCUCCAAGAUAACGAACAUCAGAAAAUGAAAGGUUGAAAUUAUGAAAAAUGAGUACACGUGUCUUUAUUACCAACAAAUGAAAGCAACAUCACGAGGGAGAUAUUUUUCUAUACAAAAAUAAAUAAAUUUUCAAAAAUUUCCUAACAAAAAAAAGGACAAAAAUUUUGUUAUAAUGAUUAUACGUGGUUGAGAUAUGAAAGUGACGAGACUUUGAAAUGAAGUGAUAAUUUUUUAAAUUCCCAAGUUAUUUAAAAAGAAAAAGUGAAAAAUGAUCUUUAAAGGGUGCUAUCGGAUGAGAUGAAUGGUGUGAGGUGAUCUAAUAAAAAAGAAAGAAGAAGGUGAAGGUGUGUUGUGAAAAAUGCAGGAGAAUACCACGGAAACCUUCCAAUCUACAGGAAGUAUGAGUUUUCCAACAACACCCUCAACAAUUACACCGACUGUGGUAGGAGCAACGAUUAGCAGUAGCGCGACAAUUCCAACUAAUCCGUCCUCGGCCUUAACCCACGUCGCUGUUGCUGUGGUUACCUCCCCCACCACAGAAACGAGCCAGCUCAUUCACAAUGCCACUACACACCUUGCAGAAAACGACGAGCUUGAAUAUAGUAUUCUCGCAGCAUUUUCGGACAUGGAAACCGUCCUCUUGGCUUGCAUUUCCACCUUACUACCUCUGAUAUUCGCCUUGGGAAUUGCAUUCGGUGUUAGGCACGUAUGGAGAAAAUACAGAGAAAGAAGAGAUUCAUCAAAUGGAUUACCAUGGUACAGAAAUGUGUGCUCGAAAGAUGGAACUUCAGAAUCUCUGCAUCAUCGUCCACACUCAGGGAUCGGCACCACUCAGCCAGGAACACAAAUUCUAUCAGCAGAAGAUUUGGUGAAUGGUUUGGAUGGACCAAGAUAUAUUUGCGAAACGGAAGUUAUAGAGGCUCUCACAGGAAACAACGUGGAAUACGUCUCUCCUGGGAACCAUACAAGCAAAAACUCUAACGGGAACAUUAUCACACUGACGCUCAAAAAUAACCACCUCAUCGUUGAAACUGAAGAACGUGCAGUAACGAUGGAAGACAACAACAAAGGCAAAAAAUACCAGGACAAUGGCUGUUCUUUUGUGGUGGAAGUUCAACCUGGCUACCAGAGCGAUGAAGCUGAUGUCAAUAGAGGAUCAUCUGACGACAUGCCCGGAAGGGUAACCGAUCAGCAAGCAUUGGUGCACCGAGAAGAAAUUCCCGAAGAUCACUCCUGCGGUUUCGAAAACACGAAGCUAUUUGGAAGUACUAAUACCGGCCUUUCACAGUCAGAUCUGUCUAUUUGCAGUCAAGGUUCAGUUAAUCCGAGUUAUCGAUACGGAAAUCAAUUGGAGUACGAUGCCGGUCACUUUGGCUACGCUAUUUACGAUUCUGAUUCUCAAUCAAGGAAGCUAGAGGGUUCUUCGAAAUGGGUUGAAUUCGAUAAGUCACCAGACAUCGACAAAACAUUACUAACUGAUUACAAAGCACCGAGCAUAGACAAGGACACGAGUGAAAAUCUUUCAUUUCAAGAGAAUUUCAACAGUUUGGAAUCUCCCCAUGAAUCAGGUUCGUCAUUCGAACAUCAGGAUUCAAGUGAUAUGAGUCUUUCAACUGAUACAGUCAAAUCAAAUCCUAAUCUUCAAGUUAAUGGAACAACGCCAAAUAAACUUGAACUCAUGGAACAAAAAGUUCUGAACAAUGACUUUGGUCAAAUAGAAAUACUAACAAAACCAAUUAUAACCGGAGCGAUUCUUAAAGAAGACGUUGCUCAGGAAGACACUUUUCAGGAGCAGCAGAGGAAGCUGGGUAACGGUACACUGACCCCCGAGCAUCACAAGGCCGAAAGGGUGAAAGAUCAGAAGCCAGAGAGCAGUACAUUUGUUCCCUGCCACAAACGAACCGGAAGCAUACCGCCGAGAUUGAUCGAAGAGACCUUGGAAUUGGAGCGGAAGAAGGCACUAGACAUUUACAGUCAGAUCAAGACCAGCACCAAGAGUAUACUACCGGCGCUAAGUCCCAAGUUUGAACUCCUUCAGAACGAGGUCAGUCCGAUCGAGGAAAAGGAAAGUUAAUCCGUCCUUAAAAAUUGCAACCAGGGACUCUCACAUUUGAAGUUGUACGCAUUCCAAAAGUGAUGGAUCUUCGAUAUAUUAUCAUAAAAAAAACCAAGUCUUUAUAGAAACUUGUCUCUUCAUACACAUUCGAACACAAACAUGUUAAUCUUCCUUUUGUUUACAAAUUUACAAUGUAUGGUUUCAAUGACAAAUUGUGAAUGCUAAAAUUUUUUCAAAUCAACAAACAAAUACAAUUCCAAAACGUAAGCUUUGAAAAAAAGUUUCCGCAAAAUGGAGUAUAAAUCAUUUAUCUACCAUUUCUUCUGAGUUCAAUCUUUCUUUUCUCUCUCGUAUUUCUCCGGUAAAUGAAGAUAAUUUCCAAAGUUCGACAAUCAAGAAAAUUAACCGAUUGCCAAGUUUAAUUUUCAAAGAGAUCAGAUUUAAAAAGAAAAGGGAAUAAGAGUUUCGAGAAUUAACUGUAUUAAAAGCAAGGGGGGACAGGUGAAUAAUUAAAUUGAUUGAAAUUAAUCAAAUAAUGUAUAUUCUACAGUAAAACAAAACCUGACAAUGUUCUCUAAUUAAUUUGAACUUUUUUUUAAAUCACACUUGCAAUUUUUUUCUCUCUCCCGUAAAUUAGUUAUUUUUCUCAUUAUUGCUCUCGGGUUUCACUUUCGUUUUCUUUCUCUAGUUUCUUCUUUAGAGAAGGAUUCACUAUUUUCAAUAUUAAGAAAAUAUUUUUAAGAUUACAUACAAUUUUUUUUGUAAUUUUUUGAAUAAUUUUAACCGCGGUCAAAAUUAUUGGAGAAUGAUAAAUUUUAUAAAUUUAGUAAACAAGAAAUGUAAAGUAUACAGAAAACAAUUGCUAGCUAACGAACUUGCAUAGCAGUGCAUAUGCAUGGAAUUACAGUGAGUAUACUGCUCCACCCACUGCAGUAAGUAGAUUCACUGUUUUGUCAACUAAAUUGCACUGUAUAAUAAUGUAAUUUUCCAUUUGCGUGCCGACUAAAAUAUACAACAUACGCCCACCUCUAAUGUUCGUUAAUAAUUUCAACUAUUUUGUCGUUAAUAAUACCGAUUUCCAACUGUAGAACUUGAUUAGAGUAAACUGGGGUAAAAAGACACUUUUUUACCUUUUUACUCUAUAAAAUCGGAAUUAUUUAUUUCUUUUUCAAAUUUUCAACUGGAACUGACAGUUUGGUUAUUAGACAUUAAAAUCCAUGUUAAAAAUUUUAAUGUAAUUCAU